Molecule: messenger RNA, 1131 nt
Organism: Gloeophyllum trabeum ATCC 11539
Lineage: Eukaryota; Fungi; Basidiomycota; Agaricomycetes; Gloeophyllales; Gloeophyllaceae
Product: tRNA isopentenyltransferase
Exons: 5
Coding region: 1-1131 (376 amino acids)
Biological process (GO): tRNA modification
Cellular component (GO): mitochondrion
Molecular function (GO): tRNA dimethylallyltransferase activity
Source: RefSeq, a predicted model, not a curated record
AUGAACACACGACCAUUAAUUGCGAUAUGCGGGACGACUGGCGUUGGGAAGUCCCAACUUUCCGUUGAACUGGCUUUGGCACUUUCCCGUACGAAGGGGAUGCGGAAACAUGGUUGGAACGGUGCUCGGAUAAUAAAUGCGGACUCCAUGCAAGUUUACGUCGGAAUGGAUGUUAUCACGAACAAGAUUCCUGAACGCGAGCGACAGGGCGUCGAGCAUCUGCUCAUGAGCUUCAAGAGGCCCGGCGAACAGUAUGUUGUCGGGGAAUGGGUCAAAGACGCCGUUCACGCAAUAAAUGAGACGCAUUCGCAAAACAAGAUACCUAUUGUCGUUGGCGGGACGGCAUAUUGGAUGCAGCAUUUGAUCUUCCCUGACAGACUGGCUAAAAUGACCGAGCCGCGCGGUAGAGCGGGGGACAUCGUGUUGUCGGAAGAACUGUUGGAGCAUGUUUCGAAGCUUCCUCAAGAGCUCCGAGAACUAAUAUAUGCAUUGCCGGAAGAACCCCCGGACGCUUCGAUUGACCCUCAGGCUGCGUUCUGCUUGCACUCUCUAUUGAACGCUCUGGACCCCAUUGUCGCUUCACGAUGGCACUGGAAAGACACGAGAAAGGUCCUUCGUAGUCUCGAAAUCAUCAAGGAGACGGGUCGCAGGCCGAGCGACGUGUGGAGCGAACAGUCUAGUAUAUCUGUACAACCCAGGUAUCAUACGUUGUGCUUCUGGCUGUAUGCGGAGCCUUCCGUCCUCAAUGUACGCUUGGAUGCCCGCGUCGAUGAGAUGAUCAAGCAAGGCCUGCUUGACGAGAUCAAAGAAUUGCAGGCAAUUGCAACUGCGGGGACCAGCAGCAAUAGCGUGGAUUACACCUUGGGUAUAUACCAGUCCAUAGGUUACAAAGAGUUUCACCACUACCUGAACUCUCCGAAUCCGUCUGUAGAUGCUUUCGAGGCAGCCGUCGAUCGCAUGAAGCUCUCGACGCGGCAAUAUGCGCAUCGGCAAGUCCGGUGGAUACGGAACAAGCUCCUACCCGCUAUUUAUGCGGCUCAAUCUACGGACAAGUCAUGCGUUUCCGUAUACUUGCUCGAUGCGUCUCGUAAGCUCUCUAUGUUAAUAUCCUGGCUGCGAUUUACCUGUUAG